Molecule: messenger RNA, 1251 nt
Organism: Scedosporium apiospermum
Lineage: Eukaryota; Fungi; Ascomycota; Sordariomycetes; Microascales; Microascaceae
Exons: 3
Coding region: 1-1251 (416 amino acids)
Biological process (GO): piecemeal microautophagy of the nucleus; maintenance of cell polarity; exocytosis
Cellular component (GO): membrane; intracellular membrane-bounded organelle; cytosol
Molecular function (GO): oxysterol binding
Source: RefSeq, a predicted model, not a curated record
AUGUCCCGGUCCGCAACCCCCAACCCCGUCGCGAGCAGCAGCAGCUGGUCCGCUUUCCUCAAGUCCAUCGCCUCCUUCAACGGCGACCUCUCCUCCCUCACCGCCCCGCCCUUCAUCCUCUCCGCCACCUCCCUGACCGAAUUCAGCUCCUACUGGUGCGAGCACCCGCCUUUCUUCGCCGCCCCCGCCGCUGAGUCCGACCCGGAGAAGCGCGCACUGCUCGUGCUCAAGUGGUUCCUCUCGACCUUGAAGCAGCAGUACGCGAGCCGUAGCGAGAAGUACGGCAACGAGAAGAAGCCUCUGAAUCCGUUUCUUGGCGAGCUGUUCUUGGGGAAGUGGGAGGAUGAGGCGGGGGUUACGGAGCUCAUUAGUGAGCAGGUGAGCCAUCACCCACCAGCGACAGCCUACAGCAUCACCAACAUUCCCACCGGCACCCACCUCGAAGGCUAUAACGCCCAAAAAGCCACCUUCUCCCGCACCAUCAACGUCAAGCAAAUCGGCCACGCCAUCCUCACCGUCCCCUUCCCCGACAAGACCCUCCCCGCCGAAAAGUACCUUAUCACCCUACCCUCCCUGCACAUCGAGGGUCUCAUCUACGGCGCACCCUUCGUCGAGCUCAACUCGUCCUCCUUCAUCACCAGCUCCUCGGGCUACACCUCCAAGAUCAGCUACUCCGGCAAAGGCUGGCUCUCCGGAGAGAAGAACAGCGUGACUGCCGUGCUGUACCACGAGGAUAACGAGCGCGACGUGCUCUACAACGCCGUGGGGGUCUGGACCAAGUCUUUUAGCUUUUACAAGGGCCCCGCGAAGAAUAAUUCGUCGAGCACCCUCGUCGAGACGUACGAUGCCGCGAGUUCCCCGGGCACGAAACUUACUGUCGCGCCCCUAGAGGAACAGCACCCCCUCGAAUCUAGAAGGGCCUGGAGUAAGGUCGCCGCCGCCGUGGCAAAGGGCGACAUGGACGCCGUCGGCCUCGAAAAGGGCAAGAUUGAGCAGGCGCAGAGGGAUAUGCGGGCCAAGGAGAGGAGCGAGGACAGGGUUUGGGAGAGGAUUUACUUUACGGCGCAAGACGGCCCCGAUGAGAUUUUGACGGAGUUGGCGCCGAGGGUUGGGCUCGGCGUUGAUGGGGAUGCUGAUAAGACGGGAGGGUUGUGGAGGUUUGAUUGGGAAAAGGAAGCAAAGGUUAAGAAGGCUGGGAAGCCUUCCGAGGAGGAGGUGCUAGCCAUUGAGAGGGAUCUCUUGGGACAAUGA